Molecule: messenger RNA, 1142 nt
Organism: Vicia villosa (hairy vetch)
Lineage: Eukaryota; Viridiplantae; Streptophyta; Magnoliopsida; Fabales; Fabaceae
Product: MADS-box transcription factor 23-like
Exons: 9
Coding region: 180-857 (225 amino acids)
Biological process (GO): positive regulation of transcription by RNA polymerase II
Cellular component (GO): nucleus
Molecular function (GO): DNA-binding transcription factor activity, RNA polymerase II-specific; protein dimerization activity; RNA polymerase II cis-regulatory region sequence-specific DNA binding
Source: RefSeq, a predicted model, not a curated record
ACCCCUGAAAAUACCACUGCUGGUUUCUACCCUGGUUUUCAGUCCACCAACCAAAACAAGUCUCAUCACUUUCCUUAUAUAGCUAUUCUCACUCAUGGCAAUUCAAUCGCUUUUCUGUUAUAACAAACCAACGCGUUUCGCACCGAUUGUGUUUUUCUAGUUUGUUAGAGUUUAUUUGAAUGGGGAGAGGAAAGAUCGUGAUAAGGAGGAUUGAUAAUUCGACGAGUCGACAAGUGACGUUUUCGAAGCGAAGAAACGGUUUGUUGAAGAAGGCGAAGGAGCUUGGAAUUUUGUGUGAUGCUGAAGUUGGAGUUAUAAUCUUCUCCAGCACUGCGAAACUCUAUGAGUUUGCGAGUUCCAGCAUGAAAUCAGUAAUUGAUCGAUACAACAAAUCAAAAGAAGAACAUAAUCAACUUGGGAGUCCAGCCUCUGAAAUUAAGUUCUGGCAAAGGGAGGCAGCAAUGUUAAGGCAACAAUUGCAUAAUUUGCAAGAAAAUCACCGGCAAAUAAUGGGCGAAGAAUUAUCAGGUUUGACAGUCAAAGAACUACAGAGUUUGGAGAACCAAUUGGAAAUCAGUCUUCGCGGUGUUCGUAUAAAAAAGGAGCAACUUUUUAUGGAAGAAAUACAAGAACUAAAUCGAAAGGGAGACAUCAUACACCAAGAAAAUGUAGAACUGUAUAAGAAGGUCUAUGGAACAAAAGAUAAGAAUGGAACAAACAGAAAUUCUGUUCUCACAGAUAGCCUAGGCAUAGGAGACGAUUCACACGUGCCUGUGAAUCUCCAGCUCAGCCAGCCACAGCAAGUACACUACAAAGCACCUUCAGGAACUACAAAACUGGGACUACAAUUGCAUUGAUGCAUUUCCAGGAGAUUGGUGUUUCUCGUCUGCUGUCAAAUAAAAUGGACUCAGGUUUUAAUUAGAUAUAUGAAUGUGGCGUGGCAUAUAGGCCACAAACCAUUUGCGUCAAGAUUCUAAUUUGAAAUUAUGAACAGCAAACAAAAAAACAACCUAAGAAUGUAUGUGAUGAAGAAUGAACAACGAAGCAUCUGUGUGGAGUUAAGACUCGACAAAGAAACUCUCCAAAUUCAAGAGAUGUUUAAUCCAUUUCACAAGUGUUAAAAAACUAUUACUGCCUUCAAA